UUUUACAUAUGGUAAUUGUUUCCACAUUUAAAUAUACCCCUGAGUCGGCAAUCAAGAGACCUGGAUUUUAUUUGCAACUCUGCUACUGCCUGCGAUGUGACCUUGGGCACUUCACUGCACUGAAAAUGGGAGCCACUGCUCCAGCGUGACCUGCUUCUAAGGUACAAGAAAUAAGGACAACCCGUCCCAUUCCCUGAGACAUCUCCCAGUAUGGAUGGUUUGAUUGAACAGAACAGUGUGCUAACGCACAAUAAGAUAGCUGAAACCGGGAAGAGGAAUGGUUUAAUUAAUACAAGGAACUUAGUGGCAGAGAGUCGGGAUGGUCUGGUCUCUGUGUACCCAACCCCCCAGUACCAAGGCCACCGAGUGGGGAGCCUUUCCUCACAGAGCUGCCUGGAGAAUGGCAGGAAUGACCCUGUGCAACAGCUCCUGGAUCCCAACAUGCUGCAGCACACCGUGGAGUCUCACUACCGGCCCAACAUUAUCCUCUACUCGGAGAAUAUGCUGCGCUCGUGGGGGGAGAACAUCAGCUCUGAGUGCUGUGAAACCACCUUCAUUGAAGACCACUCCCCUACCAAAGACAGCUUGGAGUACCCAGAUGGCAAAUUCAUUGACCUCUCAGCAGAUGACAUCAAGAUUCACACUCUCUCCUACGAUGUGGAGGAAGAAGAAGAUUUCCAAGAGCUAGAGAGUGAUUACUCAAGUGACACUGAGAGUGAAGACAAUUUCCUGAUGAUGCCACCAAGAGACCAUCUCGGCCUCACUGUAUUCUCCAUGCUCUGCUGCUUCUGGCCACUGGGAAUUGCUGCCUUUUACCUGUCUCAUGAGACAAACAAAGCAGUAGCCAAGGGGGACUUCCACCAUGCAAGCUCCAACUCCCGGCGGGCACUCUUCCUGGCUGUGCUGUCCAUCACAAUUGGAACUGGCAUCUACGUUGGGGUGGCUGUGGCUCUUAUUGCCUAUCUAUCCAAAAACAACCAUUUAUGAGCCUCAGGAAAGGGGAGAACCAACCAUCUGGUGCCCAUACUACAGAAUUUCCCAGCAGAUCAGACUGUAUGGUUUUCCAAAAUAAUUAAGAGACAAACACACACCUUCCGGGGGCAGGUACUGGAUAAAAUGGUCUUGUGUGUUGUUGUAGGGUGGGAAGGUAGGCUGGGGUGAGGAUAGUUCCACUUUUUCUGAUGCACAAGUCUUGCAUCUUUUCGUGAACACCUCUACAAGACGAAAGAAAGAAAGAAAGAAAGAGAAAGAGAAAAGAAAGAAAGAAAGUUUUGUGUUUGGGAGGGGUGGUUUGGCUUUGCUUUCUUUGCAAUAUGGAGUUUACAAGAAGCUGGCAUCCUAGCUGUUCUCUGAAUACCUUCUCAGUGACCUGAACUUUACAGCCAGCAUGAGCUUGUGCUUAGUUUGCAUCUUAAGCACAGCACCAAGAUCUGGAAAAGCAUGGACGGUGGCUCAUUCUCUGAAAGACCAAUACAACAACAGGAGGAAGAGUAUAUUUUCUUUUUUUCUCUUUUCUUUCUUUUUUCUUUUCUUUUCUUUUUUCUUUUUUUUUUUUUUUUUUUUUUUUUGAAUGCAGGACUCAAUUACUAAAGGUGAAGCAGAGACCUCAGCAUAGAAUGGUAUUGCCUACUCUUCUUGUGUUAGUAGGUUUCCAUGGAACAAGAAAAGGAAAAGAAAAAUAUUUUUCUUUCCUUUCCCUGUUUUUGGAUUAAGAUGUGACCCACAGGCCCACUCAAAGCAGAACAGCAGGGGUUACUGCAUGACUUGGCUCCACAGACUGAGUGUGAGGUCAAAGUAGCAUGGGAUCUGUUGCGAAAUGAAUUUCUCCAUCCAGUCACACCAUGAUAAAGGCACAUCCUGUGGCACGUUGCUUAUUUGGGUUGUUCCACCUUACUGUGGAGACCUGCGCAGAAGUAAAUACAAGAAACCUAGAAGAAAAAAAUGCAAACUGAAAUUCUAAUCAACUUAAAAUUUAAAAUCACGGAAAAGCAUGGGAAUUAACCAGAGGAAGGAAUGCUUCCUCCAUUUUGAAGUACUGCUUAGAUACAGAGCAGUGAAUGAGAUCACUCAGAUUACAAACUCACAGCUCAGACAUGGACCAGAGAUUCUUAGCGUAGCCAUGGAAGGAUAAUAUGUGACAUUAUCUUGCUGUGCUGCCCCAUAAUGGAAUAUUGUAAGAAAGAGAGCUGAACGUUGUUCUUAUUUCACAGAUUGCAAUGACACACUUAUUUUCUUCUUUACUUCUUCCCCACAGUCGCUCCUUUCAUUUUGUUGUCUUCUGGAUCUACCAUUUCAUCCUACCAAGGGUUUAUCAGAAGAAAUAUGUAUGUAUGUAUAUACAUAUAUAGAAAGGAAAAAAAAAAAACGAUCAAAACAAUGAGGACUUUAUUAUUCACUACCUUGUGUUUUAUCAAUAUAAUUUCUUUACCCAAGAAUGUCAUCAAAGACCUUUUGUUCUAAUUCUGUAUUUUGUGUCUAUUUUGCUCUGGGAUAAGUUUUUCUUUCUGUUUUGGUGUUGGCAUUAUUUUGAUUUUCAGUUUGAUUUUUUUUUUUUAGGGGGGAGGAGGACUAACACAUCCAAAACUAUUUUUCUGCUAGUUAUACAGUUUAUUAAAACACAUGGUAUACAGCU
Rhea pennata is the source of this 2632-nucleotide messenger RNA. RefSeq names its product synapse differentiation inducing 1 (gene SYNDIG1). Gene Ontology annotation, cellular component: postsynaptic density membrane; intracellular membrane-bounded organelle; excitatory synapse. The transcript has 4 exons. The record is from RefSeq and is a predicted model, not a curated record. The coding region runs from base 211 to 987 and encodes 258 amino acids. NCBI's taxonomy places the organism in Eukaryota, Metazoa, Chordata, Aves, Rheiformes, Rheidae. Gene Ontology annotation, biological process: positive regulation of synapse assembly; synaptic vesicle clustering.